CGUGUCACGUGACAGCGUCUGACAGCUCAGAGGAGGAACACCAACAUGGCGGUGUGCAUAGCAGUGAUCGCAAAGGAGAACUACCCGCUGUACAUCCGCAGUGUGCCCACUCAAAAUGAGCUGAAGUUUCACUACACCGUGCACACCUCCCUGGAUGUGGUGGAGGAGAAGAUCUCAGCAGUGGGCAAAUCUCUGGGAGACCAGCGAGAGCUGUACCUGGGUCUGCUCUACCCCACUGAAGACUACAAAGUAUAUGGGUAUGUAACCAACUCCAAGGUGAAGUUUGUCAUCGUUGUGGACUCGUCAAACACAUCAUUGCGGGACAAUGAAAUUAGAAGUAUGUUCAGAAAAUUACACAACUCUUUUACCGAUGUAAUGUGCAACCCAUUCCACAGUCCCGGGAACACCAUUCAGUCGAAGGCCUUCGAUGGCAUCGUAUCUGGAAUGAUGGUGCAAACUGGCUGACUUCUCUUCCGCCCCAUCGUCUGAGCCUCCACUGUAUAGAACCCCCACCCCUAUUGUUUUGUUUACACGUGGCCUUGAUUAAAUGCAUAAGUAAUAAAGCAUAAUUGUUGCUGUA
Messenger RNA from Cyclopterus lumpus (lumpfish), 580 nucleotides. RefSeq names its product trafficking protein particle complex 2-like (gene trappc2l). Gene Ontology annotation, cellular component: cytoplasm; TRAPP complex; nucleus. Bases 46 to 465 code for a protein of 139 amino acids. The record is from RefSeq and is a predicted model, not a curated record. NCBI's taxonomy places the organism in Eukaryota, Metazoa, Chordata, Actinopteri, Perciformes, Cyclopteridae. Gene Ontology annotation, biological process: endoplasmic reticulum to Golgi vesicle-mediated transport. The transcript has 5 exons.